Diplodia corticola is the source of this 1695-nucleotide messenger RNA. RefSeq names its product dna double-strand break repair and vj recombination xrcc4. Gene Ontology annotation, biological process: double-strand break repair via nonhomologous end joining. The coding region runs from base 1 to 1695 and encodes 564 amino acids. The record is from RefSeq and is a predicted model, not a curated record. Gene Ontology annotation, molecular function: DNA end binding. The transcript is spliced from 2 exons. Lineage: Eukaryota; Fungi; Ascomycota; Dothideomycetes; Botryosphaeriales; Botryosphaeriaceae. Gene Ontology annotation, cellular component: DNA ligase IV complex; nucleus.
AUGGAAGUCGUCUGGAAGCCGCUCCGGGUCGACGGCGCCCCGGCAUCGUGCCCGCCGCUCUUCGCAAAGACCCAGUUCACAGCCAACAGCUACGUCGUAUUUCUGACGGACCUCCGCCAUGUUUGGAAGGAAAGCAUGGACCGGAGGAACAUAUGCAAACAGGCCUUGCUCGAGGAAACUCCGAUUGAUCCGACUGAAGAUGCCACUCAGAUGCAUCUCCUGCUUGAUCGUAUUCGAGAUGCUAUUGAGGCCCGCGCCGGCACGCGCCGGCAGCUGCUCAAGGACAUCAAGGAUCCCCGCGCCCUGAGGCUUCAUAUCUCAGCGUCUUUGCCCGGCUCGCUUCGCGACCUCCAGUGGAUGAUGAACUGCAAGCGUUUGCCUCCCAUAUCGUUGCAGCACCAUUUGGUCUCGCCCCUCAUACGCAAAACCUAUCAUCACAUGCAGCAAGUCGACGAUCUCAUCGCCCGACUGGCUGCCAAAGAUCACGUCAUUUCUAAGUUGUUGGACAGGCUCGAGGCCUCCGGUUCCGAUGUCACGAGUGUCUUUCCCGGCGCGACGGGGCCUAAAGGCUCCAAGCGUUUGACGCCCAGAGAACAAGCAGCACGGCAGGUCCAUGGCCUUGGCCCUUUUGAUUCCAAGCGUUGGCAGCAGAGCCGCAUCGAAAGUCAAACUACCCGGAUGCUAGAUGCAAGCUUGCACCAGGUUCUUGGGUUGUUAUCUGCAUCUACUGAAUACGUAGAUGGUGAGAUGGAUACAGAUGACCUUUGGCCCUCCACGUUACCCUCUGCCGUCAGCGACUCUGUUGAUGCAUUUGGUGACAAGUUUGGCGCUGCCAGUAUAGGCGGCGAUGCUUCAAAGAAGGACGGAACUCCAGUGACAGAGGAGGAUGAAUUCGAGCGCCAGGAUACUCCUCCGAAAUUGAGAAGAUCCAAAGACUCACAAAAGCUUGACGGCCCUAAAAUUUUGGCGCCUCUGCAUCAGCGAGCUCAGAGCCGUGAUCCUGACGAGACGACCGAUGACGAAGACCUUGACGCGCCGUCCAGCCAAUGUUUAGGAACACACAAGCCCGCAUCUUUGUCAGCACCUUUGAUAUCCACAUCACCAGAGAGGAAACCCCCGGUGAUUCCGCCAAGCCCAAAGAAGCUCGGUAGACUGGGAGGAAGGACAUCUAACCCGCCUGAGCAAACCCCGAUGAUUAGCGACACGGCAGCGGACGAGGAAUCAACUGCAUCCGAAACCGAAGAUGAAGAUGCUACAGACAUUGCAAAGGCGCCCGGGCCCGUCGUUCAAACUGGCCCAAGUAGUACGGAUAAACCUGCGGGAGCGUCUUCCCGCAAAGGGAAGCUCGGCGUACUUGGUGGUAAGAAGACACCGACAAGUGCAAAUGGCAGCGCAUCCUCGACUCCUCCGCCCGCUACGGUCUCUGUCCCAGGUGGGGUUCGCAGUAUAAGCGGUGGGAACAGAACUGCGGAAUCUUCGCUCGAUGAUUUUGGGGCGGAGAGAGCGAGUAUUGAUGAACGUUCACAGUUGCUGGACACAAGUUCGAAUAACACGACUUCAGAAAGAAGGUCUACAUCGACAGGCGACCCCAGCGUGACCGUAGAAUCGGAGCAGGAGCGAGCGAACAGGAAGCGCGAAGAGCUCAAGCGCACGCUAGAGAAAUCACAGGGACCAAAGAAGAAGAGAAAGUUCUAG